UCUAAUGUUUUCGUAUAAAAUUUCAGCGCAUGCUAAAGCGUAUUGAAAGUGACAAGUGUAGGUUUUGUCUGAAACUGAAGUUUAAAAAAGUGCCUUAGAUUGUAACAAUUUAUGCUUAUGCUCAUAAACGACAUUACUGUUGUUAAUAUUUAGUAUCACUUAAAAAUUCAAAUUCUGUGGAAACCUCGAAGUUUUUUGGCAUAUCAUAAUGUCUCACUUUUGUUUUAAAUUGAAGAAUCAUGCUUCAAGUACAUUAAAUGUACUUGAAAACCUUAGAUCAAUGGAGAACUUUGUUGAUGUUACUCUAGCUUGUGAAGGACAAUUAAUUAAAGCCCAUAAAGUCAUUCUUUCUGCAGGAAGUAAGUUUUUCCAUAACUUAUUUACAACAAAUCCAUGCAAACAUCCUAUCAUUGUAAUGCACAAUGUAAAAUACAGCAUUCUUAAAGAUAUCAUCGACUUCAUGUACAAAGGGGAAAUUUAUGUAACCUAUGACCAAUUAGAAGAUGUUCUGAAAACGACCAAGACGUUAGAUGUGAAAGGUCUUGUAGAAAUUAUUCAAGAUGUAGGUUUUCAAGAGACUCACAAUCCAUUUACUGCUUUGAGUUCUACAACUGGAUCUAUGGCAUCAAGACAGAAAAGAAUAUGCGUGCAAAAUAAAGUGUCUGAUUCUGCAUCAGUUGAUAAUGAAAUUGUUUCCAAUGUUAAAGAAGUACCACAUUUGGUAAGUGGUGAACCAACUGUGAGCCAAACAAGUGCAUCAGCAAACAUUAGUAAUUCAAAUACUUUAUUACCAAGUGGUGUUAUAAUUCUGCCUAGAACUACAAAAAGGCUUGUAAAUUCUCCACUAAAAUCAGUUUCUGUGCCGUUGUCUGAAAUUUCUAUACCAGAACUUGAAGUCGAUCCAGUUCCUGAUCAUGACUAUAAUGGAAGAUCAUUCAGGAUAGUGCAGAUGAACUCAGCAUCUGAACAGUCUGAAAUAUCUAAACCUUCUGCCAAAUCAACUGAACCACUGAUACAUAAUAUUACAAGUUCAGAUUUAGUUCCUGUGCCUAUAAUUCCUUCAAACCCCUUAACUUCAGUAGUUAUCUUAGACCAAAAUGCUUCAGAUAGCCAUUUUCCAACAUGCAGUUCACCUUCUGCGAAAACUCUCCAUCGUUUGAUGAGAGCUAGGAUUAGUGGUGAAAACGAAAAAAUUAAAAGGAUAAGACGACGUUGUGUGGGUUGUUAUAGACGUCUCCGUGUGGAUCAGUCCUCAGCUGAAGCACAGAGGUUAGCAAGAAGAGUAACUACGUAUUGUGACGACUGCCCAAAAAAACCUUUUUAUUGUCUAAACUGCUUCUUUGAUAAUCAUUAAUCUUACUACUCUUUUAACUUUUGACAAUUUCUUAUUAAGUAAAUUCUAAGCGGAAUACACAAGUUUCAGCUUCAGAAAUUUUAUGCAUUAACAGAAAAUGACACUGUAAAUUUAAUAUUGAAUUCUGUAGUUAUGUAAAGUUAUAAAAAUUGUGCUAAAAUUUAGCACAAUUUUUUAUGCUUCUGUCUACAAUCUACUUCACAAAUAUUUUACCAAAAAAAAAAUUAAUUUUUAUAAAAUUUAAUUUUUUUUAUUUGGUAAAAUUUUUGUGAAGUAGAUUUAGAGAUCAAAGUAGAUAUAAUUCUGUAGCAGCAUGUUGUUGUGCAUUGAAGAAAAACAUGGAACUUAGUGAGACAUCAGCUGCUCCCUGUGCUGGCAGAAAUGCAAGCCAUGCUGCUCCAUCCUAGAUAUCAGUCUUUAUUUAUGAAUCUAGUGUUGCUCUCAGCAGCAUUUUGGAGGGAUUCAGUAAAGCAUAAAUCCAGAAGUCUCUAAAGCUCUGUCACUAAGCCAUUACCAAUCAGAAGCCUCCAAAGCUUUAUCACCGAGCCAUUAUCACCCAGAAACCUCCAAGCCUUCAAAGCUUCUGAAGCGAAGCCCUGGAGGCUUCUGGGUGCUAAUGGUUAGUGAGCAAUGCACUGUGUUGAAUGACUUGGUAAGUAAUGCACUCUGUUGAAUGAAACAGAGCACCUUCUUCGCAAUGCAUAAAAGAGUCUUUAGGCUGGUGCAGGAUGUAAUAAUCUUUUUUAACAGCUUAAAUACUAUUUUCAUGAGGAAAUAUUAUGCUUCAUUUGUAUUUGUUGACAUUAAUGUUAUUUAAACUAGGCUGAUAGAGUUGCCAUCAUCACUAAACCAUUUCCAUGUAAAAACAUGCAUAUAGACAUGUUUUCCAUUCCAUCACAGGCAAAAAUGUUAUUUAGCACAACCGAGACAAGUUGUUGCCAGUUUAAAUGAAUUCACUCAAUAACAUGGUUCUUUAGAAUCACAUAAUCUAAAUGAUUUAAGAACAGUGUUGGUUCUAUAGCUCCUGCUGAAUAAGUAAACAGCGUUUAUUUGGCACCAUGAUAGCUGAUUUAUUUGUUUCAAUAAGAGCUUUUAGUAAGAAAUGUAUUUUAUCCUUGGCACAAUUAAUUUGUUAUAUAAACCAGAGAUUGCUGUUUAUUAGCAUUAAGGAAGUUCUUUAGAUUGUUUUUCUAUUCUAUUUUUUUUUCAUUCCUGUUAAAUUUAAUUAUAUUAUUGAUGUAGAACUUUUUUUAAGGGGGGCGGAACUUUCCAGAUUUUAAAAUAUUACCAGUUUUUGCCAGAAAAUUGGUAUAACUGAUACUGUUAUUUUUGAAGUUAUAGAAUCAAUAGUAUUGACUCUUUCAUUUCAGAAAAAAUAGUGUCUUUUUUUUUGUUUUUUGUUUGUUUGUUUUGUUCACAUAAAGCUGAAGUUUGGCAAACUUUUCUUAUUAGUAAGACAUGGUAUUUGCCCUGUAUAGUUAUGAUUACUGACAAGCAGUAUUAGGAGGAGAAAACUUGCAUGUCAUUGGGCAACAUUUUGCCUCAUGUGUAUCAGGCUUUAAUAAAGAUAUAUUGCAUGAGAAAGCUUUUCAUGCCGUUUUUAAUAUGCCAUGCUUUUUAACAGAUCAUGUAGGUCCAUGUUCUCAGGAUCUUGGUAUCACACUCGUUUUUGUGUCAACUCUGUAUAGCUGAAAACAUGGUACAUUUUGCAUGCAUUGAGCUACUUUUCAUAAUUUUGGUACUGAAGAUAGGGAGCAUAAUCCAAUAACCCAUAAUCCACAAUGGCAUGGCAAUAGCACAUUAUUUAUUUUAGGAUCUAUAUCAUGUACCAUACCAUCUACUCAUAUUUCAAGACAACAGCAUUGAGUUAAAUAUGAUCUCCACUGCCUUGAUCAGUUUGUACUGUCUUGGAUAAUCUGUGUGGAUCUCAGUCAUCAUUGUACAGGGAAACACUGUUUGGUAUGUGAAAAGUAGUAUAUUCAUCAGUGGUAUAUUUGUUACAGAUCCUUUAUUGAUUGGUUGCUCCUGAAUAUCAUCGGUUCUUGACCUUUAAACUGAACCAUAUGUCUUGUAUUGAUAAUGCACUUUUGAAAAGUUCAUAUGUUUGCCCUAUAUAUAGCUUAUGUGAUAUAUGGAUAUGUUCCAUUUUACUUGAAGGGAAGGAAGACAUUGUAUAUUUUUCGUUUGUUUCAUUUCAAAUAUUUUAAUUACAGAGUGUAGUUUUAGACUGUGACUGAAUGCAAGUGUUUGAUGAUAUGUGUACAAAUGCAUAAUCUCUAAAAUUUUCCAUCAGUGAUUUUUGUUUAUGAAAGAAAGCAUUAUAUAUAUUUUUUCCAUCAUUAUAAAAGGCCCAAAAUAAUAUUGAGUAUACUUAAUUAGUCAAAGAAAAGGCUUAAAGUAUUUGAAUAUUUUAUGUUUAUUUUAUUACUAACCUGUUUCAUUUAUUUUCUUUCUGUGUGUUAUUUGAGAAGUAUAUUUGUGAGGGAUUCUCUCGGAUAUAUACAUAGUAUUCUGCUCAUUUAAGAGUUAUAAAUCGUUACUUCCCCUUCAAAAAAUUAAAUAAUAUGUGUGCUUUCAUUUAUGUUUCUCUAAAUAUCCACUUGUCUUUUUGUGUGUGUGUGUCUUGUAAAUAAUGUCAUAUAUCAUAACUUGAGAAAGCUCAGAAAAUCAGUAUUUAUAUAAUAUUCAUUAAUAUAGUUUCCUGAAGUAAUUUAGAUCACUAUUUAGAGAACUAAGACUAAAAAUGAAAAAAUAUGAAAGUUUUUAAGUUUCAUAAAAUCACAAGGAUACUUUGAGAAACAAAUAUUGAUCAAUUCAAUUCCUCAAAGACAAGGGAAUCCAACCUUCCAGAGUUCUUGUGUAUUUGAAGUGACAGAAAUGUUCUAAUGGCUGCAUACAGAAUUUGAUGUUUAAUGAUCACAUAAGACCUAUACUGCUGUAAUGUCUAAUAAAGUUGCAUUUGUUUCUUAAUCCAAAAUAUAUGCAAAGAAAUUCAAAAUUAAGGGAAUAAAAUUUAAAGAAUGGUAGAAUAUGCCAAAAUAAAUACUUUUCACCGUAGAAUGCAGACACAUUUUAAGUCGUUAGGUGCUAGAAGAUGCUUGUGCUUUCCAUUUCCCCCACAUGCACUGCAAAAGGUAAUGCAAAAUAGAUAAUGAUGUCUACCUCCUCCUUCUUCAUUGAUCCUUUCUGUCACUCAUUAUGGUGCAUGAAUUGUGAAUCUUAUGAUUUAGCUGUGAAUAUCAUUCAGAAUGUAAUGUGUCUGACUUAUGGAAAAUGAUGUCAUUGAAGAUGCAAGAUGUAAUCAAAUAUGUAAUUUUCUUCCGAGAGAAUGACAAAGGAGAGGGCCGAAAAGUGAGGCUGUUGUAUCUUAGCCAUCCACUCUGAUCAGUACAGUGGUUAAUGAUGCUAGAUGCCAUAUUGUUGGUCCCAGGCUUGAAUCCCAGAGAAGGUGUAGAUGCUUCAAGUUUCUGGUAAGUUACCCAUUAAUCAACACUCCAAAAUGAAAAGAAACAUAAUUUAUUUUCUCCAUUAAAAAAGCAAAACAAACAUUACACCAAAUACAUUUUUGACAUUUUUAUUGUUACUAAAAUAUGUCAGUUCUUAAAAAUUAAACUUUUACAAUAUUUUCAGUGUUACCAGAUUUUGCAUCUAAUACAUUAACAUCGUAAACAUACACCAUCCUUCCCAGUGUUUGAUUAGUGGGUUUCUAAUCAGAACUAAAAUCAAUUUAAGUUCACCAUUAACAGAGCUCUUUACUUCAUAUAUCUGGAAGGAGGUAUAAUUCUCAUUCUACUUUUAGUUAUCAUAAUUUAAUUUCUAAGAGAAUCUGGGGCUAACUUUUCAAGACUAUUUUGGUUUUUUGCAAGUUCAUUGUUUGUAGAUUCAGCUGGCAGUAUUUCAAGUAAAAAAAAAUAAGUCUUUUGGGGUAAAUUUAACUAUCUCGCUAUAAAUUGUUUUGACAUGCACAACUCUAAUUUCACCAUUUUUCUCUAGACAGAUCUGAACUAGUCUUGCCAUAGAUUAAAAUUUUCUUUAAUGUCUUGAAGUUUUCGUACCUUAGAUUGUCUUUGUAAUGGUUGACUGAGAUACUCAUUUCUAAAUCUUUCCCUCAAAGCAUCUCUCAGUUAUUGCUUUUAUUCAAAUUUAUGCAUUCAAGAUGAUCUAAAUCUGGUACAUUCACUUAAAAAAUCUCACGCAUAAAUAUUGCAGGUGUCAGAGUGUUAAACUCGUUUGAGUUCUCAGAUAUAUAUAUUGUGUGGUCGUGAGUUUUUCGUACCUUCACAGUUGCAAAAAAUACUAAUCAGUUUUCUAUAAGCCAGUGAUGGUAAUCUGAAGACUCUGCAUGUAAGCUCUUUAACCAUUUGAAUCAUUCUUUCCCCAAAUCAUCCCCACAAGGGGCUGCAGGGGGUAAAAAUAUUGGCAGGAUGAAGGUCCUCUCAAGUGGUUUAAUUAUAAGAGAAGAGGGAUAGUAGUGUCUAGAAUCCAUUUCUCGAGGUGUCCUACAUAAAAAUUAUGACAGAGCUGCAUGAUUAGUAUGGUGGAACUGUACCUGUAUUACCAAUAGUGAAACUCUGGUGUCUGCCUAUUUCUAUCUGUAUGUUUACUUGCAUGCACAGAUUACAUUAUUAACAUGCUGUACAUACAGCAAAAUCACAUUCUGCAUAGUUUAUUAUCUAUGAAGAAACAGUUCAAAUAUAGUUCAAUUAACGAAAGUAUGUACAAUUUAUAUAAACUUAAAUAUAUAGCAGUUAAAAGGGGGAAAUGAAACAAAUGUUAAUCGAAAGGAUUUUUGUUACUGCUUAGUAAGUAAAUACAGUGUGCUUUUAUUUUUUUAAAUAGCUAGUGAUUUUUGCUUGGGACAAUAUUUGAUGAAACUCAUUAAAUGUUUUGUGGUAAAGGAGUAGAAAGUUUUCAAUACCUUUCAUGAAGUGUCCUCUUCUUUCUUCAGUUUAAUCAAUCUCCAUUUUGAAAUCAGAUGGCUCCUGUGCCUUUUAAAACAAUUUUUAUGUAAUAAAGGCUCCUUAUGUUUGUCACUAUUGCUGCUUUCACCAUCAGCUAGUAUUAUAUGAUCAUUUAAUUCUUUAUUUGUCAUUUCACAGUUGUCAUUCUUAACUAAUUCAUUGAUUUCUUCUUCCAUAUCUGAAUAUCCUCUGCUGCCUAUUGUUUUUGCAAUUUUCCUUGGUUUCAUUUUCAGUUGAUGGAAAUCCUUUAAAACUGUUAACAAUUUCUCCAGCAGUGAUGCUAUCAAGCAUUCAUUAUUGAUGAAUUCACUUGUUCCCAUGCAACUGUAAUCACUUUUAUACUUUUAUACAGUGUUGUAUGUUAAAUUGUUUCCAAAAUGUCAUUAGUGUGUCGUUCUUUCCUUGUCUAGAGCUUUAUUUGCAGAGAUAUAAACAUGCCAUACAUAAUAGACUUUGAAUGUUUUAAUGAUUAAUUUGUUCCAGUGGUAGGAUUAAGGAAGUAGUAUUUGGUGGAAGGAAUAAAAUCUCAGCAUUUUGAUUCAUGUUGUGAGGGUUCGAUACUGUGUCCUGCAAUAUUAUCGAGAAUUAGAACUUUAAAGCUCAGAUUUUGCUGUUCUUAAUAAUAUUUGACAUCUUUAAUUAAUGAAUUUUCAAACCAGUCAUUAAAGAGUACUAUCGCAGUGUGGCUGACGCUGUGUAGCAUACUGCAUAUAAUUGAAAUUCUCCCGUUGGACAAAUUAAAAGUAGGCAAACAAUGCACAUAUGCAAAAUUAUAUUCUGUACAGUAAAGUACUUUGUUUAAAUAUUUUAUUUUCAUCUCUUUUUUCUGUAUCAUAUGAGAGCAUUUUCAUGAAAACAAGCUGAAAUACAGCACUAAAAGUUAAAUUCAAUGAGAUCAUAAAGAAUCAUGAAAAAAUUUUAAUUUCCUACAAUCUACCAACACUAGUAAACAGCAUAUAUAAGAUAGUUAAGAAAACAAGUGAAAACUAGCUAGUCCUUCUUAGCAUAGAACUGGCGCGAUCUGAGCUUCUCUCAUCCCCACAAAAUCCCAACUGUUCUGCAGCUUUAGAGUGUUAAACUGAUAUUCCUUUUAAUGAUUUUGAAUGUCAGGUAGAAAUAUAUUUGAAAGUAUUAAUGCGUGAAAUGUUAGGAGAUGAGCAUAGACCUUCUAGUCCAUUGAUGGCACACAACUGACGAGGAAAUUCUAAGGCAAAAAACAAGUAAAUAAAUAAAAGCAAUGUGAAUGGAAAGAAAAAUAUAAAUUACUGUAUAUAUAAAAUGAUGUACCUGUUGUAAUUUAAAACCUGUAUAUUUUGAUGCAUCAGUUCUUCCUUAACAUGACAGUAACAGAACAACAAAUGAUUUUAUCGCUUCACUUUUAAAAAGUAUUGAAAUUCUUGUGCAGAAUAUCAUCAAGCAUCACAUUUUAAUUAGGGAAUGGACGAGGACAAAUUAAAGAAAGUGUCUGGGAUGAAAAUGAGUUUUUUCUAGGCCAAAUUGGAGGCAUGAUGUCCAUUCCAUGGCAUGAACUAUCAAUACUACAGUGUAAUUAGUGUUUUCUUGAAAUCUUGAAUUGCAUUUUCAAAAUCAUCAAAUGAAGUGAAUGGAUUUCCUUUAACAAGAUUCCUGGAAUUUCAAUCUUAAUGUCAAAUUUUGCGAUUUUUUGAAACAUUGCUCAUUGAAGAUGCAUUUUCAGUUUACUUCAGUUAACAGUCAUAUCUAUUUCAGAAUUGCUUAACUAAUUCUCAAGUUCAGAUUUACUAGGACUCACCAUUUCUCUUAGUUUUUGCUUAUACAAUAAACUUAGAGUUGGAUGUACAUGUGGAUAUGUGUCCAGAUGAAAGUAAUUGUACUUAAAUAUAUUCAAAUAAUUGUAAGUUGAAUCUGUUUUUCUUAUAAUAACAUAACUUCAUUUUGUGAUACUUUUUCUUUAACUUCAAACUAAAAGCAAAGUCAAUAAGGAAAAAGUACAUUUCUAUAUUUUUAAUUAAAAUUGCAUUGAUGUUAGUUUUACUGUUAGGAUAUAAUAGUAAUAUUGUAUUAUAUUUAUGCUUCCUAUGUUUUUGUAAAUAGUAUGAACUGGCAGGCCAGUCAUUGGAUAUCAUUUUCCAUUGUAAAUAGACUAAAUUUCAUGCAAUAAACAAUAUUGUUUUGUAUUGUGGGCUUUGAUAGUCAAAACAGA
This is a messenger RNA of Stegodyphus dumicola, 8497 nucleotides long. RefSeq lists its product as uncharacterized. NCBI's taxonomy places the organism in Eukaryota, Metazoa, Arthropoda, Arachnida, Araneae, Eresidae. Gene Ontology annotation, cellular component: nucleus. The record is from RefSeq and is a predicted model, not a curated record. Gene Ontology annotation, molecular function: protein binding. Gene Ontology annotation, biological process: regulation of transcription by RNA polymerase II.